AUGGACACGGUGGCCAGUGACAUCGCGGACCUCAGCAGCCAGGACGCGCAGAGCGUGUGCGAGGCGCUGGGGCGCUACGAGGACACGCUGCGGGGCGCCGUGCGGGAGAUCCAUGUGGACAUCCAGGUCUUCAAGCAAGGGGUGGACCGGCAGGUGGACGAGGUGCUGCGCCUCGCCAGCCCGCUGGCCCGCACCGUCGCUGAGCUACAGCAGGAGAACCAGCGGCUGCGAGCGCAGGUGGAGCGCUUGGCCAGGCAGGUGGAAGCCCUCAGCAGGUCGGCGGGGCUGCCAGACAGCUGGGCUGCGGAGUGCGGGGCAGCCGGGGGGCCCAACUCUCCAGGGGCUGGCGCAAGGCUGGCCAGGUUCUCCAGCCAUGCCACCUUAUCCAUGACCGGCAAGAGCCAGAGCGUGGACCUGGAUGACCACAACGAACCUGAGACUAGAAGAGUUUCUAAUUCCUCCAUAGUUGAAAACGGACACCAGUCUUUGGCAGGUCAGGCAAAAGUCUCACAGGAAGUGACCUCUUCCCUUCAGAUGUCAAACUCGUCCCCCGAGGAACAUGCCCCUGCAGUAACCUUACGGAUGCCCCACCUUCCUGUUACUGCAAUAACACGAGUAUCAGAGAAGUUUUCAGGAGAAACCUCCGCCUUAUCAGGAACUAGUAAUGCUACCAGUGGCCUGAUAGGGCAGAGCAGGAGCCAGAAUGAGGCUGCGAUGAAAACUUCCAGCCAAUCAGUGACUGCUGUGAAGACCUGGAAUUCAAGUUCCGUGAGAACAAUGGGCACCUCCAUAGCUGCAGAGAAAAGCACUUCUGUCACAAAGUCUAUGUCAGCCAUGAGCUAUGGAUUGACUAGUGGAACCAAAGCUAGUGAAAGCAAUACCAUUGACAGUUACUAUGAUGUGACACCCAAAUCCUGCUCCCCACCUCCGACUGUACAUCGCCAAGUGGAAAGGAGGCGAGAACUGGUGCGGUCUCAGACGUUGCCACGCACUUCAGGAACGCAGGCCAGGAAAGCGCUCUUUGAGAAAUUUGAGCAGGACAGUGGAAAAGGAAAAGGAGAGUCCAAAGCAAAGCUGAAGCGGUCACAGAGUUUUGGGGUCGCCAGUGCAAGCAGCAUUAAGCAAAUUCUACUGGACUGGUGUCGCUCCAAAACCAUAGGAUACAAGCACCUUGAUCUGCAGAACUUCUCCUCGAGUUGGAAUGACGGGAUGGCAUUCUGUGCCCUAGUGCAUUCUUUCUUCCCCGAAGCCUUCGAUUAUAAUGCGCUUGACCCAGCUAACCGCAAGCAGAACUUUGAGCUGGCUUUCACCAUGGCUGAGAAACUGGCUCACUGCGACCGCCUGAUAGAAGUGGACGACAUGAUGGUGAUGGGACGCAAGCCAGAUCCCAUGUGCGUUUUCACCUACGUACAGUCACUAUACAAUCACCUGCGCCGCUUUGAAUAAACCCACCGGGAAGCUUGAACACAACCCCA
Molecule: messenger RNA, 1475 nt
Organism: Emys orbicularis (European pond turtle)
Lineage: Eukaryota; Metazoa; Chordata; Testudines; Emydidae
Gene: SMTNL2
Product: smoothelin like 2
Exons: 9
Coding region: 1-1446 (481 amino acids)
Biological process (GO): actin cytoskeleton organization
Cellular component (GO): filamentous actin; microtubule organizing center
Molecular function (GO): protein binding
Source: RefSeq, a predicted model, not a curated record